Oppia nitens is the source of this 1795-nucleotide messenger RNA. Its product is annotated as vasculin-like. Gene Ontology annotation, biological process: DNA-templated transcription; positive regulation of DNA-templated transcription. Gene Ontology annotation, cellular component: nucleus. Lineage: Eukaryota; Metazoa; Arthropoda; Arachnida; Sarcoptiformes; Oppiidae. The record is from RefSeq and is a predicted model, not a curated record. The coding region runs from base 154 to 1611 and encodes 485 amino acids. The transcript has a single exon. Gene Ontology annotation, molecular function: RNA binding; DNA binding.
UUUUAAAAAGUACAUUAAAGUGUUAAGUGAAUGAUAUAAAAGAUUAAUUGAAAGUUUGGAUGAGUUGUUGAGUAAUCAACAGUGAAAGCAAUCGACAAGUUUUGACCGAAAGUCGAGACGAGACCUAAUUAUGGUCAUUGUUUGGAGUCACUGAUGGAGAGCCCCAACGCUCCGUUAGCUCAAGACUUCUUCACUCCCGCGUGGCUUAAAUUACCGGAACCACAGCUCCCUAAGCGAAGUACACAAUCUUCUCAAUUAAAUCCAUUGUCAUCAGGAGUUGAUUUACAUAACAAACGAUACGCCAAUUUUGGUCGAAAAGAGUUAACAAAUAGCACAAACAGUCUGACAAAUAGCGACCGAUUUUCCAAUCAAUCACAAGAUUCAUCACAAACUUAUUUAAGACAUCACUCAUUUGGAAGCGAACAACAAUACAAUGGAUCCAAUGGUUCUCAUAAUGUGAAAGGUUUUCGCGAAAAGAAAUACACAGAUUCUGGCCAACGGUCUCAUCGACACAAUUAUCGCGAAAAGCCUAACAAUGUCUAUCAUUCCAGUAAUAAACACAACAGAAAUGCCGACACAUUUAAGAACUUUAAUUCUCCGACCAGAAAGUCAUUUACUAAUAAACUAAAUGACAACUAUUUGGACAAUGAAUUCGAGGACAAGAGAGUAACCAAAGAACAGAAUUCAAACAACGUUUUUAAUCGGGAAUUUCCAUCGCUUGUCAACAAUGAAGUAAAAUGCGACCAAAAGGAUGAACCACUCAAUGAUAACUCCAGUUUCCACAGCGCGUGGACUAACAGUGCCACCAAAUCUAAAGUAUUGAGUACAUCGAAGAAUUUUCAACUCAUUCAUAGUUCUGUUGCCAACUUUGAUAACAUCCAUAACAAUACCAAAUCGGAUGCCAUCUCAUCGGCCAACGCUUCAAAGCCAUUAAUUUCAUCGGGUGUUUAUCGCAACAUAUCUUUAAUUGGAAAAUCAAAGGCAGGAAUCUUGAAGGAGAACACCAUUUUUCCAAGAAUUCAACCGAUGAUCACUAAAAGUACUGUUCAGACAACGACACCAACAAUGGAAAUAUUAAUGAAGAAUCCGAAGAAACGCUCGAAUAAAAAUGAUUUUUUCAAUUCAAUUCAAAAUGAUAACAAAGACAAGGAGAUAGACAAUGAAGUCGAAGAAAAACUUGAAAAUCUUAAGAUAUCUUCUGACGACUUCAAUAACAUCAGAGAGUCGGAAGCCGUGAGAAACUCGGAUCAUAACCAAACUAAUGGUGAAAAUGAUUUGAAAAAUAUGAAAAACAGUGAAUAUCAUUGUCCACCACUCGAUGAUUAUGAAGAACAAGAUAUGGGAGUUUUGUCGAGUUCUUUAGAAGCCGAACAUCGGUUGCUUAUGGAGUUGGGCUGGAAGGACGGUCACGACGACGAUCCAUCAUAUGCACCAUUGACUGAGGAUGAGGUCAUGGAGUUUAAAGCUUCCAUUAAUGCGAGGAACGGUAUGAAUGGAUACAAGAGGAACUUUAUCAACAAUCAAACCAUUCAAUUGAAUUUAAGUCCUAAGAAAUGGUCGACGAAUGAAGAAUUGGAUGAAGAGUCGACCAGCAGUUCAGAUGACGAGUGAAUGAGGCUUUUAAUUAUUAUUUGCAAUAGUUUUCAAAAAUUUAAAGUCAUUGGAUACUAAAAUCUGUACAAUUAAUACUAUGGUAAUUGAUAUACAAAUAGUUUAAAUUAUUGAUUUUAUUGUAUAUACAUCUUUCAAUUCAAUAAUUUUUGUCAUAUAUUCACUUCAAAAAUAUAUAUAUAUU